AUGUUGAACACAGGUAUACUUUUUAGCUGCUUGUGCCCUUCCUGUGCCAGCCUCUUGCCCACUGGGAGUGACAGUGCCCAGGACCCUCCAUCCUUUCCCUCCAAAUCCAGGCAGGCUGCUGGGCCCUCAGGGAAGUGCCUGCCUGGAGGUGCCUGGGCCAUCGGCGCCUUCCGCCUGUGCCACAGCCAAGUGGCUGCCCUUGCUUCCUCCAGGACAGAACUAAGCCUUUCUGCUGGGAGCCUGCAGCUGGAGCACAAAAGGAGAGAUUUCGCCUCUUGUGGGAACGAGAAGCUCUACUUUGACAGCCAUGCCUUAGGUUUACUCGAAGAAAAUGGGUUCACAACCCAGCAAGCAGAAAUCACUGUCUCUGCAUUGGUCAAGAUCAUGGACACCAACAUGGAUAUUGUCUACAAGGACAUGGUCACCAGAAUGCAACAGGAGAUCGCUGUUCAGCAAAUAAUGUCUCAGACUGCAAAUGUGAAAAAAAGCAUUAUUUUGGAGAAGAGUGAAUUUUCAGCCUUCAGAGCAGAAAAUGAGAAAAUAAACCUUGAACCACAUCAGUUAAAACAAGUAGUGGAUGAAGUAAUCAAAGUCCAAAUAGAUACCAAAUUAGACUUCGAUCUGGAAAAGAGCACAGUGCAAGAAUUGUAUUCGUUGAAUGAAAGGAAGCUGCUGGAAAUGAGGACAGAAAUGGUGUCACUGCAUGCCCAGCAAGAUCAGGCUGUCACCCAAACAAAUAGGAAGAUAGACACUAAGGUCACUGGCCUCAAAAUUAUGCUGGGAUGGCACAAGCUCGAUAACAUUAAAUAUUUAGCAGGGUCUGUAUUUAUGUGUCUAAUAGUAGCUCUGGGAUUUUAUCACCUGUGGAUAUAG
This is a messenger RNA of Ailuropoda melanoleuca (giant panda), 873 nucleotides long. RefSeq names its product mitochondrial calcium uniporter regulator 1-like. The record is from RefSeq and is a predicted model, not a curated record. NCBI's taxonomy places the organism in Eukaryota, Metazoa, Chordata, Mammalia, Carnivora, Ursidae. Gene Ontology annotation, cellular component: mitochondrion; mitochondrial inner membrane. Gene Ontology annotation, biological process: calcium import into the mitochondrion; positive regulation of mitochondrial calcium ion concentration.